AUGGCAAUUCAAGGUCCUGAAAUUAAGUUUGAUGGCUACAAUAUACUACUAAACGAGUGUGUUAAUAAAAGGGCUAUUAUGGAAGGCCAAAGGGUACAUGCCCACAUGAUCAAAACAUGUUAUUUACCACCUGUGUAUUUAAGUACCAGGCUUAUUGUUUUGUACGCAAAGUGUGAUUGUUUGAGUUAUGCAAGACACGUGUUUGACGAAAUGCGUGAGAGGAAUGUUGUUUCUUGGACUGCAAUGAUUUCAGGUUAUUCUCAGAGAGGUUUUGCACAUGAUGCGUUGCAUCUUUUUGUACAGAUGUUAAGAUCAGAUACGGAACCAAAUGAGUUCACUUUCGCCAGUGUGCUUACUUCUUGUACAGGUGUUUCAGGGUUUGAGCUGGGGAGGCAAAUUCAUUCUCUCAUAGUCAAGAGAAACUAUGAAUGCCAUAUGUUUGUUGGGAGCUCACUUCUUGAUAUGUAUGCCAAGGCUGGUAGAAUCUAUGAAGCUAGAGGAGUUUUUGAAUGCCUGCCUGAAAGAGAUGUUGUCUCCUGUACGGCGAUAGUCUCAGGCUAUGCUCAAUUAGGUCUUGAUGAAGAGGCAUUGGAACUAUUCCGCAGGUUGCAAAGGGAAGGAAUGAGUUCAAAUUAUGUUACCUACGCCAGUGUGUUAACUGCACUCUCUGGACUUGCAGCAUUGGAUCAUGGCAAACAAGUUCACACCCAUGUGCUUAGAUGUGAAUUGCCCUUUUAUUUAGUUCUCCAGAAUUCUCUGAUUGAUAUGUACUCAAAAUGUGGAAACCUUAAUUACGCAAGAAAGAUCUUUAAUAACAUGCCUGAGAGAACUGUUAUUUCAUGGAACGCAAUACUUGUGGGGUAUAGCAAGCAUGGUAAGGGAAAAGUGGUGGUUGAACUCUUCAAAUUAAUGAGAGAAGAAAAUAAAGUCAAACCGGACAGUGUCACUUUUCUGGCUGUUCUAUCUGGCUGCAGCCAUGGAGGAUUGGAAGAUAAAGGGCUGGAAAUCUUUGACGAGAUGAUGAAUGGGGGUGAUGGGGUUGAAGUAGGGAUUGAGCAUUAUGGGUGUGUUGUUGACUUGCUUGGGCGUGCUGGCCGAGUAGAAGAGGCUUUUGCAUUGAUCAAAAAGAUGCCUUUUGAACCUACCGCUGCUAUUUGGGGUUCACUUUUAGGUGCUUGUAGAGUUCAUUCAAAUACUAACAUUGGUGAAUUCGUAGGCCGCCGGCUUGUAGAAAUAGAGCCUGAAAAUGCUGGGAACUAUGUCAUUCUUUCAAAUUUGUAUGCUUCUACAGGGAGAUGGGAAGAUGUGAGAAACGUAAGGGAAUUGAUGAUGGAGAAGGCUGUGAUAAAGGAGCCUGGAAGAAGCUGGAUUGAACUUGACCAAACCCUCCAUACCUUUUACGCAAGCGAUCGUUCCCAUCCAAGGAGGGAAGAGGUACAUUCGGAAGUAAGGGAAUUGUUGGUGAAAUUCAAGGAAGCUGGCUAUGUUCCUGACCAGAGUUGCGUUUUAUAUGAUGUGGAUGAGGAGCAAAAGGAGAAAAUACUUCUAGGCCAUAGUGAGAAGCUGGCUUUGGCUUUUGGACUAAUCGCUUCUUCUGAGGGAGUCCCACUUCGCGUAAUAAAAAACCUCCGGAUUUGUGUUGAUUGCCACAAUUUUGCCAAAUUUGUAUCUAAGAUUCAUGGAAGACAAGUGUCUAUAAGGGAUAAAAACCGGUUCCACCACAUUGUUGGGGGAAUUUGUUCAUGUGGUGACUAUUGGAGAACAGGACUGAGGGUAACCGGAUGCAAAAUGGCUUGCUUCGCAAUCACAGCUAUUCUCCUUCCUGUUCAGAGAUGGCUUUCAGCCGCUGUAGAACUUCAGAUAUAA
Dovyalis caffra is the source of this 1866-nucleotide messenger RNA. NCBI's taxonomy places the organism in Eukaryota, Viridiplantae, Streptophyta, Magnoliopsida, Malpighiales, Salicaceae. The record is from the annotation of a GenBank genome assembly.